Molecule: messenger RNA, 2417 nt
Organism: Vespa mandarinia (Asian giant hornet)
Lineage: Eukaryota; Metazoa; Arthropoda; Insecta; Hymenoptera; Vespidae
Product: peroxidase
Biological process (GO): response to oxidative stress
Molecular function (GO): heme binding; peroxidase activity
Source: RefSeq, a predicted model, not a curated record
CUCUCCUUGCAUAUAAGCAUCGUAACAUUUCCUGUGCACGUUCAGUUCUACUUGUAACUAGUUCCUAAUCGUGGCCGAAAAAGGAAGUGUUCAAGAUAUUAUCGGAGACAUGUUUGGAAAAAAAGUGUCAUUGCUGUUGUGGUUUCUUCUCGUUGCCAGGACUUUCGAUCUAGGAACUGCUGCCAUUGAUGUGAAUUACCAAAAUGAUACAACGACAACGAAUUCAGAUCAAGACAAGAAGAACUCUUCGGAUCUGACGAGCUCAGAAUCUUCGUAUAGUAACCUAUAUAAAUAUACUAUUCAAAAUCUCUUGCCCGUUACUUCGACGUUCAGCACAUUCUUGACGUCACCUACCGUACAUCAUGUUUUUCCUCUACCACGACGAAUGACUUGUGGUGAUACGUUCAAUGGACAAUGUCAGAGAAAUAGAUAUCGUAGUUUUGAUGGCACUUGCAACAAUCUAUUCAAUCCUACGUGGGGUGCAGCCAAUACACGAUACGGACGUCUUCUUUUACCCAAUUAUGCAGACGGAAUCCAAGCACCAACAAGGUCAGUUACAGGAAACGAAUUACCUCUAUCACGGUUGGUCAGUUUUACACUCUUUCCUAGUGUCGCUAUCAAGGAUAAUAAAUUAACAUUGGCUGCUAUGCAGUGGGGUCAGAUUAUAACUCACGAUAUGGCCUUGAUCGCUGGAUCUACACAAUCAAAUCCUCAUAGUAUUCAAUGCUGCACGCCAGAUGGUCAUUUAUUGCAUCCACUAGUAAGUGAUUCCAAGUGCUACCCCAUCGUUAUACCUAACAAUGAUCCAGAUUACAGCAGAUCCAACAUACAAUGUGUAAACUUCGUUCGUAGCAUUACUGAUCUUGACCGUGGUUGCAAGCUAAGAUACAGUCCUGCUGCGGAACAGUUAACAACCGUUACACAUUAUCUGGAUCUUUCGAUCGUUUAUGGAUCAAACGAUCAAGUUGCGAAUAGUUUACGUGCCAAUAUUGCUGGACGGAUGCGCGUAGAUAUUCGUAGUAAUAGGGAAUGGCCACCAGCUGCGACAAACAAGUCAAAUACUUGUAAUCUCUCUAGUCCGGAUGAAGUUUGUUAUCUAUCUGGUGAUUCUCGUAUAAAUCAAAAUACCCAACUAACAGUAUUGCAGAUUUUGUUACUCAGAGAACACAAUCGUAUAGCUAGUAUACUGGCAAAUUUGAAUCCACAUUGGUCAGACGAAACAAUUUAUCAGGAAACUAGGCGCAUUGUUAUUGCGGAACAUCAACAUAUAUCAUAUUACGAAUGGCUACCAUUAUUUCUUGGUAUCAAGCAGACGUACGAUAACAAUAUUCUUUACAAGACCAAGGGUCAUGUAAACGAUUACGAUUUUCGUGUUGAUCCAAGUGUUCUUAAUGAGCAUUCCACUGCUGCAUUCAGAUAUUUCCAUUCUCUUAUUGCAGGCUAUCUCCAAUUGAUAAAUGAGGAAAGACAAUCAGUUCCAUUCCCAUUAAGACUCAGUGAUUAUUUGAAUAAACCCAGCAUUAUUGAAAAAAAUGAUAACAUGGAUGAACUUACCAGAGGAUUAUCUUAUCAAGCACAAUUGGCCAGUGAUCAAUUUUUUGACAAAGAAAUAACAUUAUACCUGUUCAAAGGUAAUAAACCAUUAGGCGAAGACUUACGUGCCAUAGAUAUACAUAGAAAUCGUGAUCAUGGACUCGCAUCAUAUAACGAUUUUCGAGAAUAUUUUAAUCUAGGAAGAGCCAAAGAUUGGAACGAUUUUAGUGACAAUAUAUCUCAUGAUAAUAUUCAAAAAUUGGCGAGUCUUUAUGCUCAUCCUGAUGAUGUAGAUUUGACUGUUGGGGGAUCUUUGGAAACACACGUACCAGGAACUCUUUCUGGUCCUACUUUCCUUCGUAUUCUUAUCGAACAAUUCUAUCGAACGCGAGUCGGCGACAGAUACUGGUACGAAACUGGCGAUCCUGAUGUGGCAUUUACCAAAGAACAAUUAGAAGAAAUACGAAAGGCUAGUAUAUCGAAACUACUUUGUAACAAUGGUGAUAAUAUUCAAUUAAUGCAACCCAAAGGAUUCGAACUUGUCUCCGACUCAAAUCCAAUUGUUAAAUGCACAGAUCUUCCGGACAUAGAUUUAUCAUUAUGGAAAGAUCAUGGACCUAAAAAGAAGAAUAUUUAUGAAUCUAUUUUCGAUUAUUAUAGAAAAUUAAAGAAUGACAUAGUAGUAUAUUUUAAGUAAAAACAUCCUCACCAAAUGGUCAAAUUUUUCUUUUUAUUAAUUGUUAAAGUUCUAUUAUAGGUAUUGUUAAGUAAAUUUGUAUAUAAAAAAACUUACAUAAAAAUAUAUACAUAUAUUGUAUAAAACUCCUAAAAUGAAUUUACUGGCACCUGCAUGUUCGAAAAAAGACAAUAUAUAAAAAAAUAUA